GGGGGUCAUGAGGGUCGGAGUUCUGGCCAAAGGCUUGCUCCUUCGUGGAGACAAGAACGUCAACCUGGUCCUCCUUUGCUCUGAAAAGCCCACAAAGAGCCUCCUCACGUGCAUCGUGGAGAACCUCCCAAAACAACUCACAAUAGUGACUCCAGAAAAAUAUGAGGUGAAGGCCUUGUUGCAGGAAGCUGCCAUCAUUCUGACAUCUUGCAGCGAGCCAAAAAUGCAAGUGACAAUCACUUUGACUUCACCUGUGAUCAGAGAUGAAACUGGCCCUGAAGGAGAUGUAACCUCGGGUAUGGUGAAAGACCCAGCGGACGUCUUGGACAGGCAAAAAUGCCUUGACGCUCUGGCUGCUCUGCGCCACGCUAAGUGGUUCCAGGCUAGAGCCAAUGGUCUUCAAUCCUGUGUGAUCAUCAUCCGAGUCUUGAGAGACCUCUGCCAACGAGUUCCUACAUGGUCACCUUUCCCUGGAUGGGCUAUGGAGCUGCUGGUUGAGAAGGCCAUUAGUAGCGCCUCUGCCCCCCUCAGCCCUGGUGAUGCUCUCAGACGAGUCUUUGAAUGUAUUUCUUCUGGGAUUUUACUCACUGGUGGACCAGGCCUGUUGGAUCCUUGUGAGAAAAAGCCUGUGGAUACCCUCACACCCUUGGGAGAGCAACAGAGAGAGGACAUUACGUCCAGUGCUCAGUUUGCUCUGAGGCUGCUGGCCUUUCGUCAGAUCCAUAAAGUUCUGGGUAUGGACGCUCUGCCUCAGACGAACCCCCGCUUCAGCGUUCGUAACAGCCGCAAGCGGCGCCGGGACAACAGCGAUGGGACGGACAGUUUCGAGGGCGAAGGCAAAAAGGACAAAAAGGAUUAUGACAGUUUUUAAGCUUUUUUUCAUUUUAAUUUAAAAAUAUUCUACGAUGUAGUAAAAUGUUCUCUGCCUGUUGAUCUGUGUGCUCCUAACCUUUCCUCUGAAGCUUCGGCAUAAACUCAAACCCUCAGAACCGACCCGUACCUGUUCAGUUCUGUCGGAAGUCAAGUCAUAGGAUGUAGACGGACAGGGAGAAGCCACAUUCAUGUGUUGCAUCCAGAGCUUCUGUGUUGUUGAUGUUGUAGUGAAACAGGACAGCUGAGCAGUGUUUUAUUAUUAUUAAUAAUAGUUUAAUGUUUAACGCCGUGGUCUUUUUGCGUUUCAGAGCUUAAAGCUAAAACGAGUAAUUUCACGUGGACUCUAAGGGUUCUGAGCUAUGAAUAUAUCUUAAUAAGUUGUGUAUUUGUCAGGCCUAAAAUAUGCGUUUGUUUUUAAUAAUCAGAUUGCAUAAGAAUAUAUUUAAUGUAUAUUCAGAGGAAAAAGUUUGAUUUAGAUCUUUAGCUGUUUUUUGUGGAAGAUGUCACAUCUAAUACUGUUUUAGUUUCUCAUUUGUUUCCUACUAAAAGUAAAUAUCUGCUUGCUUGCCUUUUAAUCUUGUUUUAUUGCGAAUUGAAGUUUAAAACCCUGGAAGUAAGGAUACAGACCAUGAGUGGGUUAAGGAGGAGCAGGUCCUUUUCGAUCCUGAAUGUUUGCUUCUGUGUUCCAGUG
Molecule: messenger RNA, 1564 nt
Organism: Nematolebias whitei (Rio pearlfish)
Lineage: Eukaryota; Metazoa; Chordata; Actinopteri; Cyprinodontiformes; Rivulidae
Product: zinc finger RNA-binding protein
Exons: 7
Coding region: 8-871 (287 amino acids)
Cellular component (GO): precatalytic spliceosome
Molecular function (GO): double-stranded RNA binding; single-stranded RNA binding
Source: RefSeq, a predicted model, not a curated record